Molecule: messenger RNA, 717 nt
Organism: Encephalitozoon cuniculi GB-M1
Lineage: Eukaryota; Fungi; Microsporidia; Unikaryonidae
Exons: 1
Coding region: 1-717 (238 amino acids)
Biological process (GO): tRNA processing
Cellular component (GO): nucleolar ribonuclease P complex
Molecular function (GO): RNA binding
Source: RefSeq, marked provisional
AUGUAUUAUGACGUGAAUAUCAGCCCGGACUACUUGAAGCAGGACAUCUGGAGGCUAGAGGAGAGCGAGUACCAAGGGUUCUGCAUGAAUAGGGUUGUAAGACCAGGGGAUCUCGAGAGACUGGGGUGCAGGUCUCCUGAACUUCUAGGAACAAAGCGAUGGUACAACCGGGUAGAAGUUGUGUUUGAAGAGGGGGAGCAGGUUGGCUAUGACCCAAAAAAAGCAACGAAGUGGGACCUGUUUGUUGUUAGGAUGAAUGGGACAGCAGGGAUGGACAGGCUAAUAAAGCUUCAGCCAGACAUGAUUACAUUCAACUAUGCAAGCCAAGGCCUCCCGUUUAAGGCUGGGCUGAUCAAGACUGCGAUUAAGGAGAACAUCUUCCUUGAGGUGCCGCUGAGAGAAAGCUUAUAUGGAGGGCCCUCUGGGGUCAUGUGGAUGAGGAACGUGCGUAGGCUGCUCUUUAUUACGAAUGGAAAGAAUGUUGUGUUUAGCAGCGGGGCAAGGCGCUUUACGGAGAUCAAGAAGCCAGGAGACAUUGCGAAAAUGCUGGAAAUGCUUGGGGUUACGAAAAGAAGGGCCGAGGAGAUGAUGCUCAAUCCCGAAAGACUGCUGAGAAGCUGUGCAGCGAAGAGAUACUGUUACAGAGACUCGAUUGUUCAUAGUGUUGACGAGGGAUUGCUGAAGAGAGACUUUAUACUAUCUCUAUACAGAGGCUGA